AUGGCGGACUCCGAAUUGCCCACCCGUCCCAAGCCCGAGGAGGCCAAAGAGGCCGCGCCCGCUGAAGGCGGCGAGUCUAAGAACGCCAGCAAAAAUGCGCUGAAGAAGGCGGCCAAGGAGAAGGCGAAGGCUGAAAAGGCUGCUGCCCGUGCAGCUCAAGAGAAGGCCCAGGCCGCCGCCGCGGAGGCCAAUGAUACCGCUAAGGACCUCUACGGCCCGAUCCCCGAGACUGAGGACGUCAUCCCUAUCACCCGGUUCAGCGAGCUCUCCGAAGAGUACUACGAGAAGGAGGUUACCGUAGUUGCUCGUGUCGAUAAUGCGCGUGUUCAGAGUGCCAAGCUGGCCUUCCUCAUGCUGCGCCAGCAGGGACAGAAGGUUCAGGCCGUCAUUGCUGCGGCUGAGCCCAUCUCGCGCCAGAUGAUCAAGUACACUGGUGGAUUGAACGUCAACUCUAUUGUGCAGGUUACCGGUAUCGUCAAGAAGCCCGAGAUCCCUAUCUCUUCUGCAACCAUUAGCCACCUGGAGCUUCACAUUCGCAAGGUGUACUUGAUCUCCGAAGCUGCGCAGAUGCUGCCCAUGCAGGUCAAGGAUGCCGAGCGCCCUCCUCCCACGGAGGCUGAGGAGGGACAAGUUGACGCUGAGGGUGCCCCUAUCGUUACCCUGAAGACCCGUCUCGACAACCGUGUGCUGGAUCUGCAGACGGAAACCAGCCAGGCUAUUACCUGGAUCUCCAGCGGUGUUGCUCAGUUGUUCUCCGAAUAUAUGAUCAAGAGCGGUUCUCGAUGGAUCUUCACCCCCAAGCUGGUCAGCGCCGCCACUGAGGGUGGCAGCAACGUUUUCGAGGUCAAGUACUUCAAGCGCAACGCCUAUCUCGCCCAGAGUCCCCAGCUGUACAAGCAGAUGUGUAUUGCUGGUGACAUGGAGAACGUCUUUGAGAUUGCUCCUGUGUUCCGUGCGGAGGAGAGCAACACCCACCGCCACUUGACAGAGUUCGCCGGUCUUGAUUUCGAGAAGACAUUCCAGAGCCACUACCACGAGGUCUUGGAGUUCGCCGAGAACCUCCUGGUCUUCAUCCUUACCCAACUUAAGGAGCGUUACGCUGCUCAGAUCGCCAUCAUCCAGAAGUCAUAUCCCAAGGCUGGUGACUUCAAGCUCCCCAAGGAUGGCAAGGCCCUGCGCCUCAACUAUAUGGACGGUGUUGCUCUUCUGAAGGAGGCUGGUGUCGACAUGUCCGAGCAGGAGCGCUUUGAGAACGACUUCACCACCGCUAUGGAGAAGCAGCUCGGCGGGAUCAUCCGCGAGAAGUACGACACUGACUUCUACGUACUCGACAAGUUCCCCAUGGCAGUCCGUCCCUUCUACACCAAGGCCGACCCCAAGGAUAGCCGCUUCUCUAACUCUUAUGACUUCUUCAUGCGUGGUGAGGAGAUCAUGUCCGGUGCUCAGCGUAUUAACGACUUCAAGGAGCUGGAGGAGUCUAUGCGCGCUAAGGGCCUGGACCCGACCCAAGAGGGCUUCGAGGACUACCUGAACGCCUUCCGCCAAGGUUGUCCCCCACACGCCGGUGGUGGUCUGGGCAUGAACCGUAUUGUGAUGUUCUUCCUGGGCUUGCCUAACGUCCGUCUGGCGACGCUGUUCCCUCGUGACCCGCAGCGUCUGCGGCCAUGA
Molecule: messenger RNA, 1668 nt
Organism: Penicillium daleae
Lineage: Eukaryota; Fungi; Ascomycota; Eurotiomycetes; Eurotiales; Aspergillaceae
Gene: dps1
Product: putative aspartyl-tRNA synthetase Dps1
Exons: 2
Coding region: 1-1668 (555 amino acids)
Biological process (GO): aspartyl-tRNA aminoacylation
Cellular component (GO): cytoplasm; cytosol; aminoacyl-tRNA synthetase multienzyme complex
Molecular function (GO): RNA binding; ATP binding; aspartate-tRNA ligase activity
Source: RefSeq, a predicted model, not a curated record